GUCGCAGAGGCAGGGAGUAGAUGCUAGGUGGCUCGAGCACAGUGUUCAGCUCUGAAAUAUCAGCGUAAACAAGCGUAACACCGGUAAAAACACGAGCUGUGUCUACUCGAAACCUGGAAGUUGUUGUGCGAUGGUGCGGGCCGUGUGGGCGGUGCUCCGUAUAGUGUCCUGCGAGGGGGCUGCUGUGCUGAAAUCAAACGUACCUGUCGCCGUCAGAGCUGCCGCACCGCGACACACAUCCAUCUGCAGACCCACCGCGUCCUGCUGCAGGGCUUUCUCCAGUGAGGUGAGACACCUACAGUCAAUCAGAAUGCCUGAGAUAACCACAGAUCACCUGGACGAGAAGCAGGUGCAGCUGCUGUCCGAGAUGUGCAUCCUCAUCGACGAGAACGACCACAAGAUCGGUGCGGACACCAAGAAAAACUGCCACCUCAACUCCAACAUCGACAAAGGUUUAUUACACAGAGCCUUCAGCGUGUUCAUCUUCAACAGUGAAGAGAAGCUGCUCUUACAACAGAGGUCUGAUGCCAAAAUCACUUUUCCAGGCUGCUUCACAAACACAUGCUGCAGCCACCCUUUACACACUGACAGUGAGCUGGAGGAGAAGGAGGCGAUAGGAGUGAGGAGAGCUGCUCAGAGGAGACUUAAAGCUGAACUGGGUAUCCCCAUGGAACAGGUGACACCAGAUGAAAUGACGUACCUGACAAGGAUCCACUACAAGGCGCAGUCAGACGGCGUGUGGGGAGAACAUGAGAUUGACUACAUCCUCUUCAUGCAGAAGGACGUGGAGUUGAGUCCAGACCCCAAUGAGAUCAAAAGCCACUGCUACGUCAGCAAGGAGGAGCUGAAGGAGAUGUUGGAGAAAGCCAAGCGCAAAGAACUGGAGAUCACACCCUGGUUCAGCCUCAUCGCAGAGACCUUCCUCUUCCAGUGGUGGGACAACCUGCAGAACCUCAAGCAGUUCAUGGAUCACAACAACAUCCACCGCAUGUAACUAAAACCUGGAUCGGGCUCUAUGUUCAGUCACUUUAAACUUGUGGUUGUAGUAGUAACUGACUUGCCUGACAAAAGCAGUGCCAGAUGAGCUGCUAGAGCUUCCUGACACUCUGAUGCCCAAACAUAAGUAUCACUGGCUACUUUUGCCAAGGUAGUGGUAAGUGUAGGGCUUCUACACUAAAAAAGGAAGAAAAGCAAGAGGUGAUGUGGUUUAUAGUGGGUCUGUAGCUCUGAGGUACAUUAAUCUAAACAUGAAAGUUGAAUCUAGUAGACUGAAUCCUAGUCUUAAGUAUUUACAUAUACAUCAGGUCAUAAAAGCUGAUAAUGUGCACACUGGAUGUACAGACUGAACAGAAGUAUAGACAUUUACUCUGUGAAGAUAAUAGCCUAUUUUUGUAUGAAAACUUAAAGUGCCUGGGUACAGGUGGUUAGGUUGAGAUGAAUAGUGUCUCAAAGCACCGAUGUGAUGUCACAACAACUAAUAUCACUUCUGUAUAUUGUCAACAACGAUAUCAAUGAACAAGCUGUGUCUUUGCACUCUUUUACACAAUAAAGUGAUCGUGUUCAUUGGCA
This is a messenger RNA of Plectropomus leopardus (leopard coralgrouper), 1569 nucleotides long. It is a transcript of the gene idi1, whose product is annotated as isopentenyl-diphosphate delta isomerase 1. NCBI's taxonomy places the organism in Eukaryota, Metazoa, Chordata, Actinopteri, Perciformes, Serranidae. Gene Ontology annotation, cellular component: cytoplasm. Gene Ontology annotation, biological process: isoprenoid biosynthetic process; isopentenyl diphosphate biosynthetic process. Gene Ontology annotation, molecular function: isopentenyl-diphosphate delta-isomerase activity. The record is from RefSeq and is a predicted model, not a curated record.